GCCAUGGUCCCAAGCAACACGUCUGCUGGUAUAUUACCUUUGUUUCUUGCACGCGCUGUUUACACCCGCGAACAAUAAGCGUGAUUCCCACGCGUCUCGAUGAACCGCUUCUAGAAGGGGAGCCCCGCGUGAUGGAGCACAUGCGCGACAAAUUGAGCACAGACUGGUGUUGGCGGAAGAACGUUUCCCACAAAAACCAGCGCCAACGUUUGUGACACCGGAGAGGCCGGUAGGAGCGUUGGGUGAGUCCUUUCUCGGUGCCACAACGAACGCUGGGCGUUGAAGAGGGUGCAAUGGAGUACCAUCGCGUGCUGGUGACCUUGCAUUGGUGCUGACUGGCUGCCCAACGUGGAACUCCAAGUGAUACCCUCUCACCAUCUUGGGAUGUUGCACGGAACGUGUCGAUAUCAAUCUUCGCCCAUUUGUCAGGCGUUAACAUCCGGAGCUGAGGACAACACUAGCCCUUACAGACAAUGUCGAUCAUACGCACUACCACCGAAGCGAUUGAAGAAUUUGAAAGGAGACAGAUGCAGAUGCACAGGGUACUCCUUGAUCCUGUCGAGCGGCGAGAUGCCUAUCGAACAGAGUUUGCGGAGCAUUCUGUCAGUAUUACCAUCGAUGGUAGUGUGAAGUCGGCGAUAAACCCUGCAGCAAGCGGACCGGGGGACGCGUCUGAUGUGCAGACAACUCCACCAAAUCUGAGGUCCAGACAGAGUUUAUUGUCGGGCUCUAUGAAGUUUCAUAACGUCCAGUAUCGGCCUGCGUCUGUCAACAGAUGCCAUCCUAGCUACAUUGGCCUCAACCUGCCUCAGGAUCCUGCCAAAACCUGCCAAAACCUGCUAACGUCACCCUCGAAACACCACACCCUCCAGGCCACCACACGCGGUGGACAAGCAAAGGCCCCUCAAACGGCCGGCGGUCGAUUAUAUAGCAAAAAGCAGCCCUGCGCAAAGACGCCGAGCUCUACCGUCGCGGGUCUCGUCAAACAUCCGCAGGGGUAG
Molecule: messenger RNA, 1001 nt
Organism: Macroventuria anomochaeta
Lineage: Eukaryota; Fungi; Ascomycota; Dothideomycetes; Pleosporales; Didymellaceae
Exons: 2
Coding region: 474-1001 (175 amino acids)
Source: RefSeq, a predicted model, not a curated record